Molecule: messenger RNA, 1853 nt
Organism: Gasterosteus aculeatus aculeatus (three-spined stickleback)
Lineage: Eukaryota; Metazoa; Chordata; Actinopteri; Perciformes; Gasterosteidae
Gene: qtman
Product: glycosyltransferase-like domain containing 1
Molecular function (GO): glycosyltransferase activity
Source: RefSeq, a predicted model, not a curated record
CUGGCUGAUAUUGGGUGACGUCACACUCACCCUCGGGUGAAGUAGUGACGUGGUGACGUGGGGUGUUUGUCGCUGCAGACGCUGGGUCGAUGCAGUCAGAGGGUCCUAGGGUUCUGCUGGUGGAACCGUUCUACGGCGGCUCUCACAAGCAACUGAUCGACCUGCUUCAGCAGAACAUCAGCGGCUGCUCCGUCUUCACGCUGCCCGCCAAGAAAUGGCACUGGAGGGCCCGAACGGCAGCGCUGCACUUCAGCCAGACCCUCCCCAUCUGCCCCUCACACAGAGUCCUGUUCAGCAGUUCAGUCCUCAACCUGUGUGAGCUGGUGGCCCUCAGACCAGAUCUGGCUCACCUAAAGAAGGUGCUGUACUUCCACGAGAACCAGCUGGUUUAUCCGGUCCGCAAAGACCAGGAGAGAGACUUCCAGUACGGAUACAACCAGGUCCUCUCAUGCCUGGUGUCAGACGUGGUGGUGUUUAACUCCAUCUUCAACAUGGACUCCUUCCUCUCCUCCAUCUCCUCCUUCAUGAAGAAGAUUCCAGACCACCGACCCAAAGACCUGGACCAGCUGAUCCGGCCAAAGUGUGUGGUUCUGUACUACCCGAUCCAGUUCCCUGACGUCAGCAGGCCGAGGGUCGAAUACAAAGUCGUCAGCAGGCCGGAAGAGAAGCUUGAUGAAGCUCCGAUUGGAAGUGGAGAGUUUCCAUCAUCGGGGAACCACCAGGAGGAUCUACACGAGUCCAGAACAGACCAGAGACCAGUUAGUAGGGAGGACCCUGGAGACCAGAUGAAACCUCUUCACAUUGUGUGGCCUCACAGGUGGGAGCAUGAUAAAAAUCCUGAACUGUUUUUCUCCACUUUGAUGAAACUGAAAGAAAAAGAAGUCAACUUCAAUCUGUCGGUGCUCGGAGAGACAUUCAGUGAAGUUCCAGGGAUCUUCUCAGAGGCCAGACUCCGACUGGACCCCCACAUCCUGAACUGGGGCUUCCUGUCCAGGGGAGCUUACCUGCAGGUUCUGCUCCAGGCCGACGUAGUCGUCUCCACCGCACGCCAUGAGUUCUUUGGAGUCGCCAUGCUGGAAGCCGUCCACUGUGGAUGUUAUCCGCUGUGUCCCAAGGCCUUAGUCUACCCAGAGAUAUUUCCAGCAGAGUACCUGUACUCCACACCUGAGCAGCUCUUUAAACAGCUUCAGCGACUCUGCAGGAGGCCAGACAUUGUCCGAAGACACGUCGUCAAGGUAGACACCUCCUCCUACUCCUGGACGUCCCUGAAGGCGCACUACGAGGCUCUGCUGUCAGCCGGGUGUCCCUGAACGCACCACUCGGCCUCCAUUAGCGGGCUGGGGACGUAGAGUCUGGACCCGCGUGUUCACCACACGCACUCGUAGUUCCUCUCUGCCCAGGUUCAGGUCUUCUCCCAGACCAGACGCUGGAAAGCUUUGGGACUGUUUCUACCAAAAUAUCUGUUAAGUCCAAUAAAGUAAAACAAGAGCAGACCUUCUAUGAAACCCAACAAUGACUAUAAGAACUACUCGCUGAGUAACAACCUCUUAGGUUUGUUAAAACAGUCAGUCUGGCUGUUUGAGCAGCUCACCCACAUGACGAGCUGUAAUGCCUCGGCCUUCUAUGAACUCUGUAUGAUGUCAUCAUAUUGUGACCUCGCGCCCAACCAUGUGACCUCGAGAUGUCAUCAUGACCAUCAACAGGGCAUUUGACACUGGAUGAUGACAUGCCCUUUUUAAUGGUCAGAAGAGUACAUUGUCAUUCAUUAAUAUUGUUAAAUAUUCCCAGUAAUGAACAAGAUUAAAAACCAUAAAAGGACAAAUAAUUGAAUAAAACAAAACAUUUAGAUAUAA